Messenger RNA from Nestor notabilis (Kea), 1062 nucleotides. It is a transcript of the gene ST8SIA1, whose product is annotated as ST8 alpha-N-acetyl-neuraminide alpha-2,8-sialyltransferase 1. Gene Ontology annotation, molecular function: alpha-N-acetylneuraminate alpha-2,8-sialyltransferase activity. Bases 53 to 844 code for a protein of 263 amino acids. The record is from RefSeq and is a predicted model, not a curated record. Lineage: Eukaryota; Metazoa; Chordata; Aves; Psittaciformes; Psittacidae. The transcript is spliced from 4 exons. Gene Ontology annotation, biological process: oligosaccharide metabolic process; N-glycan processing.
CUUCUCUAGGAAAUUGUUGGAAGAAUGUUGUGAUCCUGGGCAGCUCUUUGCUAUGACAAAGCUGAACUCCCCAAUGGGAAAGAACCUCUGGUUUGAUGGGGAAUUUUUAUAUUCUGUCACUAUCGACAACGUGACUUACUCUCUCUUCCCACAGGCUACUCCCUUCCAGCUGCCACUGAAGAAAUGCUCUGUGGUGGGAAACGGUGGGAUCCUGAAAAAGAGCGGCUGCGGCAAACAAAUAGAUCAAGCAGAUUUUGUCAUGCGGUGCAACCUUCCUCCUCUAUCCAGUGAAUACAGCAAGGACGUUGGAUCGAAAACACAGCUGGUGACUGCAAAUCCCAGUAUAAUUCAGAAAAGGUUCCAGAAUCUGCUGUGGUCUCGAAAAGCAUUUGUGGAUAGCGUGAAGGUUUAUAACCACAGCUACAUCUACAUGCCAGCCUUCUCAAUGAAGACGGGGACGGGACCCUCCCUACGUGUCUAUUACACCCUGAAGGACUUCAGUGCCAAGCAGGCGGUCCUUUUCGCCAACCCCAAUUUCCUGCGGGACAUUGGCAAGUUCUGGAAGAGCAAAGGUAUCCAUGCCAAACGGCUUUCCACAGGACUUUUCCUAGUCAGUGCCGCACUUGGUCUGUGUGAAGAAGUAACAAUUUAUGGCUUCUGGCCAUUCUCGGUGGACCUGCAUGGGAAGUUUAUUAGCCAUCAUUACUAUGACAAUGUCUUGCCCGAUUCUGGAUUCCAUGCCAUGCCGGAGGAAUUUCUACAGCUCUGGUUUCUUCAUAAAAGUGGUGUACUGAGAAUGCAGCUAGAACCAUGUGAGGAACCUUUAAUCCAGUCUUCUGCCUGAGGAUUGUAGGAGUCUGUUUGGGAGAUCCAAUAGUUUUUAAUUUCAAUGCUCUACAACAGAGUGUUCUGUUUUCUGUUGUUUCUUUUUAAAGGGAAAAUAAUUGUGGAUCUGCAUGGACCAUAAAAAUGUUACUUGAAGGCCAAAUGGAGUAUGUCCUUAAUGUAUAGUACUUUAUGGAACUGGGGUGAGGGGAAGAGGAUCUCUCCAGCGAGUCCAUU